GCGGUGGGAUGGCUAUCCCUUUUGGUUCGCCUUUGUGGUUGGCGAACGCCGGAAUCUCCUGUUUUCUCGUGCUUUUCGCAGGUAUCAUGUCGGGGCUUACCCUGGGCCUUAUGUCGAUGGGCAGUGUCGAGCUCGAGAUCCUGCAUCGCAGCGGCACAGCAACCGAUAAGCGGCGGGCAGCUACCAUUCUCCCUGUUGUUAAAAAGCGACAUCAACUUCUGGUGACUCUGCUAUUGUGUAAUGCUGCUGCCAUGGAGGCCCUCCCUUUAUUUCUUGAUAAGAUCUUUAAUCCAGUCGUCACAGUUAUCUUGUCUGUAACAUUUGUUCUGGUUUUUGGAGAGGUUAUUCCUCAAGCCAUAUGUUCAAGAUAUGGCUUGGCCGUGGGUGCAAAAUUUAUAUGGCUUGUGCGAAUCUUAAUGGUCAUUUGCUACCCUGUAGCUUAUCCAAUUGGAAAGAUUUUGGAUUGUGCGCUUGGACAUGGUGAUUCAGCAAUUUUUAGGCGUGCUCAUUUGAAGACACUCGUUUCUAUUCAUAGCAAAGAGGCUGGUAAUGGCGGAGAGCUCUCCCAUGUUGAAACAACAAUAAUAAAUGGUGCUCUUGAUAUGACAGAAAAGACUGCUGAGGAAGCAAUGACACCAAUUGAAUCCAAAUCCACAUUCUCAUUAGAUGUCAAUUCAAAGUUGGACUGGGAAGCCUUUAGCAAAAUCAUAGUUCGGGGCCACAGCAGAAUCCCUGUUUAUUCAGGAAACCCAAGAAACAUUAUUGGUUUUCUACUGGCGAAAAGUCUUCUCGCUGUUCGUGCUGAGACAGAGACGCCAGUUAAUGUUGUUUCUAUAAGAAGAAUUCCUAGGGUCUCAGCAAAUAUGCCUCUAUAUGAUAUAUUAAAUGAGUUUCAGAAGGGAAGGAGCCAUAUAGCUGUUGUUGUCAAGACUAAUGUAAAAAUAAAGAGUCUUCCACCCAUUGAAGAGAACAAGUCUGAAGAAAAUAAAGAAGCUUCUGACGAAUCAAACUUGACAACUCCUUUCCUAUCAAAAGAGGACGACACUUUUGUGGUGGACAUAGAUAAGGGUCCAGAAAAACAAGCUAAAGGUAAUAACCCCACUUCGGGUCUUACAUCAGAGGAUAUUGAAGAUGGAGAGGUUAUCGGCAUCAUCACUCUUGAGGAUGUGUUUGAAGAACUCCUUCAGGAUGAGAUUGUGGAUGAAACUGAUGAAUAUGUUGACGUUCACAAAAGGAUACGUGUGGCUGCUGUUGCGGCCGCAUCUUCAGUUGCAGGAGCAUCAAUUAGGAGGUUAACUAAAUAA
Messenger RNA from Phalaenopsis equestris, 1304 nucleotides. Its product is annotated as DUF21 domain-containing protein At4g14240-like. NCBI's taxonomy places the organism in Eukaryota, Viridiplantae, Streptophyta, Magnoliopsida, Asparagales, Orchidaceae. The record is from RefSeq and is a predicted model, not a curated record. Gene Ontology annotation, cellular component: intracellular membrane-bounded organelle. Gene Ontology annotation, biological process: magnesium ion homeostasis.